GACUCUUCAGUAAUGCUCUAUAGUAGCGUUUUCCACCCAAUUUCUCCUCAAAAUCACACUUUCACAAUUAAGCAUUAGAGAACGAUCACUUUUGAUUUGUUUCUUUAUCCGCCAAAUUGUGAAAGGUGGAAGGAACUAAAAACAUUUUUUUUAUCUAAUUUUGACUUCUUUUUUUAACUUGCAGGAUUCAAGUCUAUCUGUCAAACUGUAAGCCCUCACAGAUUGUUAUUGCAGUCUGAGGGCCCAACACUUGGAUUUAGAAAGGAUUUUUAUUUUUUUUUCUUCUUAUUUUUUGCUGCAAGAAGCUGAUCUAUAAUUUUUGUUCGCAUGAAUCUCCUCGAUCCUUACCUGAAGAUGGCAGAAGAACAGGAGAAGUGUCUCUCUGACGCUCCCAGCCCCAGCAUGUCUGAGGACUCCGCAGGCUCGCCGUGCCCGUCUGGCUCCGGCUCGGACACUGAAAACACCCGGCCGUCCGACAACCACCUCCACCUGGGGCAAGACUACAAGAAGGAGAACGAAGAAGAGAAGUUCCCCGUGUGCAUCAGAGACGCCGUGUCCCAGGUGCUGAAGGGCUACGACUGGACGCUGGUGCCCAUGCCGGUGCGCGUUAACGGCUCCAGCAAGAACAAACCUCACGUCAAAAGACCCAUGAAUGCAUUUAUGGUCUGGGCUCAAGCGGCACGGAGAAAACUGGCCGAUCAAUACCCGCAUUUGCACAACGCGGAACUCAGCAAAACUCUGGGAAAACUUUGGAGACUCCUCAAUGAGGUGGAGAAGCGGCCGUUCGUGGAGGAAGCGGAGCGCCUGCGGGUGCAGCACAAGAAGGAUCACCCGGACUACAAAUACCAGCCCCGGCGGAGAAAGUCUGUGAAGAACGGUCAGAGCGAACCCGAGGACGGCGAGCAAACCCACAUCUCUCCAAAUGCGAUCUUCAAAGCGCUGCAGCAGGCCGACUCUCCGGCGUCAAGCAUGGGCGAGGUCCACUCUCCAGGAGAGCAUUCAGGUCAGUCACAGGGACCACCAACACCCCCGACUACUCCUAAGACAGAUCUCCCUUCCAGCAAAGUUGACCUGAAGCGCGAGGGGCGCCCCAUGCAGGAGGGCACCAGCCGCCAGCUCAACAUAGACUUUGGAGCGGUGGACAUUGGUGAGCUGAGCAGUGACGUCAUCUCCAACAUUGGAAGCUUCGAUGUAGAUGAGUUCGAUCAGUACCUGCCACCACACAGCCACGCUGGCGUGACUGGCGCGGCCCAGGCCGCCUACACCGGCAGCUACGGCCUCAACAGCUCCUCCGUCGGGCAGGCCCCCGGUGCUGGAGCCCACACCUGGAUGUCCAAGCAGCAGCAGCAGCAGCAGCAUUCUCUGACCACCCUGGGUGGAGGAGGAGAGCAGGGCCAGCAGGGCCAGCAGAGAACCACCCAGAUUAAGACAGAGCAGCUGAGUCCCAGUCACUACAGCGAGCAGCAGGGCUCCCCGCAGCAUGUCACCUAUGGGUCCUUCAACCUACAGCACUACAGCACAUCCUCUUACCCCUCCAUCACACGGGCACAGUAUGACUAUUCAGACCACCAAAAUGGUGCCAACUCUUACUACAGCCACGCAGCUGGCCAAGGCUCCGGCCUGUACUCCACAUUCAGCUACAUGAGUCCCAGCCAGAGGCCGAUGUACACCCCGAUUGCCGACAGCGCCGGUGUGCCAUCCGUCCCGCAGACGCACAGUCCUCAGCACUGGGAGCAGCAGCCCAUUUACACACAACUGUCCAGACCCUGAGGGCGACGUCUGAGCACUGACUGCAUAACGGCGACCCUAGACUUCUUCCUGCUCGGUGGCCUUUAUGCCACGUCACCACAUAGCCUUCAUUGCCAACAGAAAAACACGACAAGGACUUCUUUUAAAAAUAUAUAUAUAGUUCUGAAAGUAUACCUUUGGAUUGGCUCACGACAGUGCCUUUUGUAUUGGUUGGAAUUGUGAUUAUAUUUUUUUAGAUAUAAAGUUUAAAAAGUUAAAUCCUCUGUGAGGACAUACAGGUUAUGAAUAUAUUAGUAUGUACUGUGUAUGUGUUCUUCUCUUUUCAUUCUCUCCAUAAAUCAGUGUCAUCAUCAUCGUUGUCAUCACAGUUUCAAAGUGGAACUCACCUAAAGUAACAGGGACUUCAAACACCCUCAGUGGCCUUACUUCUCACCAAUCUAACCUUUUUACAGGAAGUAAGAGAUAUCUGUUAACUGACACUGCCAUCUCAUAAGAGUCUUCAUUUUGCGUUGAAUUUUUGUACUGUAUAUAUGUUUGAUUCCCGUGAGGUGUCGGUAUUGAGCAAUGCAGGUUUGAAAUAGGUUCGGAUUUUUGGCCACGAAAUGACAGUGUCAUCAGUGAAUUAGUCAAAUCUUCUAUGUCUUCUUUGCUUUAGCUCAGUUCGUUGUGUUGGAAAUGCUAUAGCAGGUGCCAUGUAACUCUUUUAGGGGCCUCACUGUGUUGCUAGAUGUGAGAGCGACGCUUGCUUUUACCCGAGUACUGCCUUGAUACCAUUGGUGCCUCUGGAGCCACAGUAGUGAAGUUUCGUCCACUGGCAUUGCGGUGUGGAAGCCACAGCACAGGUCCGACUUCCUGCCUGAUGAGAUUUAGGAAGUGGCCUUUGACCCGACUCUUGUCAGGAGCCAUCAAGUCUGAGUCUUGUGCGCUUCUACCCUUCCUUCUGCCACAUUUUUUUUUGUCCCUAACUUUUUUCUUAAUUUAUUCUUUAGCAUUAAUUUUAUUGAGAAUAACUAUUUGCAAUUAUCUUUUUUUUAAUUCAGCAGCUAUGUGAGGUGAAAUAGGUUGCUGUCAUAUGUGGUACAAAUUUGUUUAUUUAUCAUUUGUAAAUGUUUCCGUAUAAAGGUUUCUUUUAUUCCUGAUCUAGUUAUGUACAGAAUUCUUAAAAUUACAUGAUGAGACUUUCCUCUUAAAGAAAAACUGGAUAUUUUUGUUCUUAUUCUUUUCUUUCUAACAUGUGACUUAAUGGAGAAGAAAGCAGCUGUAAACAAUUUGCUGGAAUCAACAGUCGACGUUCUGUUUUCUGAGAAAAAAGUAAAAAAAAAAAAAAGAAGUUAUUUUCCUCAUUUUAUAUUCUGUAUCAUUAGUUCCCAUUUUGCCAUCUCCUUAAUGCAGUUUCCCUAGGUAAACAUGGCAUUGUCUUUAAAGCUUAUCUUUUGUAUUAUAUUUGUUUGCAAUAAAAAGAAAACACAGAAAUA
Molecule: messenger RNA, 3224 nt
Organism: Cololabis saira (Pacific saury)
Lineage: Eukaryota; Metazoa; Chordata; Actinopteri; Beloniformes; Belonidae
Product: transcription factor Sox-9-B-like
Exons: 3
Coding region: 328-1770 (480 amino acids)
Biological process (GO): heart development; negative regulation of transcription by RNA polymerase II; morphogenesis of an epithelium
Cellular component (GO): nucleus
Molecular function (GO): RNA polymerase II cis-regulatory region sequence-specific DNA binding; DNA-binding transcription factor activity, RNA polymerase II-specific
Source: RefSeq, a predicted model, not a curated record